CGUCAUCCUAGGAAGCAGUUCCAGCGGUCGACGUCGAUAGUCUCGGAUGCCGAAGUAGUGCCGCUCUGGUCUUCGUCAUUCUAUUGGAAAUAGUGAAAUUCAGUGUUAUCAAUCUUCAGUUAAGCCUCAAUAUUCAACCUACCAACACAAACAUACAAACGAAGAAGUGGAUACCAAAUAGUGAAAACACGACAGAUUGCUUCUGUUGCUGUCUUAAAAGGAGGAACCCAGAAAGGCCAGUCCAAACUAAAGCGCCAUGGCGUUCGCCGGUCUCAAGAAGCAGAUCAAUAAAGCCAACCAAUAUGUGACGGAGAAAAUGGGGGCCGCCGAAGGCACCAAAAUGGACGACGAUUUUGUCGAGAUGGAAAGGAAAACGGAUGUUACUUAUGAGCUUGUUGAGGAACUCCAAAUGAAAACCAAGGAGUUCUUGCAACCCAAUCCCACCGCUCGAGCCAAAAUGGCUGCAGUCAAAGCAGGAAUUAGCAAACUAAGCGGACAAGCCAAAGCAGCAACCUACCCGCAGCCGGAAGGAACUCUAGGGGAGACUAUGUUGGCCUAUGGACGCAAACUGGGCGAGGAAUCUGUUUUCGGCGCUGCGCUCAUUGAGUCCGGUGAAACAAUGAAGCAGUUGGCUGAUGUGAAAUACGCCUUGGAUGAUAACGUCAAGCAGAAUUUCCUGGAGCCGCUGCAUCAUUUGCAAAGCAAAGACUUGAAGGAAGUUUUGCAUCACCGCAAGAAGCUGCAUGGUCGACGAUUGGAUUUCGACUGUAAAAAACGCAAACAAACCAAAGGAGGUAGUAGCGGCAACCUGCAAUCCGUCAGUCCUUAUGGGAGCCCUGCACGUUCUCCCUCACCCUAUCGGGGCACUGGCUCAUCGGUGACUGAGGAUGAGAUUCGCCAAGCAGAGGAGAAAUUUGCAGAGUCUCUUCACCUGGCCCAAAUGGGAAUGCAUAACAUUCUGGAUAACGACGUUGAGCAAAUUGCGCAAUUGGCAUUCUUCGCCGAGGGACUCCUCGAGUAUCACAAACAGUGUACUGAUAUUUUGAAAGUACUAACGGAAACGCUUCACGACAAACGGAACGAAGCAGCAAGCAAGCCCCGCAAGGAAUUCAUCCCCAAGACGUUGGCUGAUUUGCCGAUGUCGAUGGGUGGGGAAAUGAUGUCUUCAACUGGUCGUACUACACCGUCGAGUCUAACGGAAGGAUUGAAUGGAAUGAAUAAUGCCAAAACACCCAGCGCAGUGUCUCCGGGUUCAGCACCUGGCUGGGAUCCGUUCGGUCAGAAUGCGCCAGUACCGCAAGGUCGUACCAACUCUAGGCCUCAACCUAGUGCUACAGCUGUUUACGAUUUUGAUCCUGAAAACCCUGGUGAAUUGGGCUUCAAGGAAGGAGAUUGCAUCACUCUGACGAGCCGCAUUGAUGAGAACUGGUUCGAAGGUAGCGUAAAUGGGAAGACGGGUUUUUUCCCCGUCAACUAUGUGCAGGUGACGGUGCCGCUGCCCUAAUUAUACAAUAAAGAAAAUUUGGUGGUAAAGAAUACGGAGUGCUGAGCCGAUUAUGCCGAAAGUGAGAUUUACGGUUUCAUCAGAAAGGACUUGUGCUAAUAUUUACUACUUCUGUUGAAGGCAACCAGACAAAAACAAGAAAACACAUAGCAACCGGGUUGUAUUACUUUUUGUUUGCCCUUUUGUUAUAAAACAAGAUCAGCAGUUGUGUUCUUGCUUCGUUAAACUUAGCAUCCGGUCUUAUCAAUUUUACAUCACGUGUUAAAUAAAAAAAAUUACUAAAUUCUGAGUGUUAUUCAGGUUCGGAAUGUUGGAUUAUCCGAUUUCUGAUUUCUGACUAAAUGUUUUACUCUUUGUCUUUUCUCCCUGUCUUUACGUUCUUCCCUCUUCUUACUUAUCCUCUUGCUCGGGGAAUAUAUAACUCUAACCGGU
Daphnia carinata is the source of this 1936-nucleotide messenger RNA. It is a transcript of the gene EndoA, whose product is annotated as endophilin-A-like. The transcript has 14 exons. Gene Ontology annotation, molecular function: protein binding. Gene Ontology annotation, biological process: synaptic vesicle uncoating. Gene Ontology annotation, cellular component: presynapse; glutamatergic synapse; cytoplasm. The record is from RefSeq and is a predicted model, not a curated record. NCBI's taxonomy places the organism in Eukaryota, Metazoa, Arthropoda, Branchiopoda, Diplostraca, Daphniidae. Bases 257 to 1504 code for a protein of 415 amino acids.